This is a messenger RNA of Diaporthe batatas, 243 nucleotides long. RefSeq lists its product as uncharacterized. The transcript has a single exon. The record is from RefSeq and is a predicted model, not a curated record. NCBI's taxonomy places the organism in Eukaryota, Fungi, Ascomycota, Sordariomycetes, Diaporthales, Diaporthaceae. Bases 1 to 243 code for a protein of 80 amino acids.
AUGUCGAUGCCUGCAGGAAAGAACCCGGGCGGAUCUGGCUACGGCGGGUCUGGCGGUGGUGGAUCCAGAGAAAAGCCACCCCAGGACCCCUCGAUCCCUCGAUCUGGGCCUUGGCAAGACAAGCCUCGCACCGAGUCGCAGUAUGAACAGGAGCAGCCUCGGCCUGGAUGUUUGAAGGGUAGUUGCGAGAGGAAGCAACACGAACCCUCGGGUGACAACUACACAUACGCAAAGUCGAGGUGA